Messenger RNA from Gilbertella persicaria, 409 nucleotides. RefSeq lists its product as uncharacterized. Bases 63 to 323 code for a protein of 86 amino acids. The transcript is spliced from 2 exons. The record is from RefSeq and is a predicted model, not a curated record. NCBI's taxonomy places the organism in Eukaryota, Fungi, Mucoromycota, Mucoromycetes, Mucorales, Choanephoraceae.
GUUCAACUGGUCCAACUGGUCCAACUGGUCCAACUGGUCCAUUUUUUUCUUUCUUAGCCUAAAUGGCAUCUAUAAUCACAAGAGAACAAGCAUUGUGUCUUCUAUUUUGUAAGGAAUACAAUGAAGACAAUAUAAAAAUGGCCCUAGAGAAGGUAUCCCUUUAUGAGGACCUAGAAAUUUGUCAUGCUGGCGACCCUCUACAGCCAAUGCUACUUCCUCAUGUUAGGAUCCAUUCGAAUCCUUUCGGUUUUAAGAAAUAUAGCUCUGAAGCUGAUACAGUCUCACAAGAAGUUCAGGAUAAGACAAAUGUUAACUUUAUCUGAUGAACAUUGAAUCGGAUGCUUGCUAAUAUGGCUGUGGGUACAAUGGGGGUCUUGUCAAAGAUAAAUCUCAUAUGAGCAAGCUAGAU